UCGUUAUGAUAAAUAAAUAAAUUUCGUAAUUAUUCAUAAGCAUCAAAUGAUACAACAUCCAGCGAUUGUUUUGUUUUAGGUUUGAGAAUUAACAGCUACCAAGGCGGUAAUUCUCAUCAGUGGACACCGGUCGGCGCAUCUCUUCUUAUUGCCACACGGAAGCCUUCCCUUUCCAUCUCUUUCUCUCCCUCCCUCCCUCUCUCUCUCUCUCUCUCUCUCCUUUCUUCUUUUCAUUACUCCUCUCCCUUCCUCUCAGUUACAGUGACUACGGCUUGGCAAGUCUUAACACAGCCACAUCAAAGCAAAUGUGUGUGCAUCUGUUAUUUCGAUGCCAGUAAAACAAACAGCAACGCUGCCGGCAACUAAUAAUAAUAGUAAUAAAAAUAACUUGUUUUGUGAUAGAAUCUGCAGAAUGUCAAAGUGUUAAUUUUAAUACCUCUCUCUUGCACUCGCACUGACAACAACAACAGCGUCAGCAGUUAGAAGAUGAAAUGGAGAAAGCAUUAAAGGAGAAAACAUUCCAAUGCCAGGUGUGUGAUGAAACUUUUCCUGAAUACAGAGAUCUUGAGAAACACGUUUCAGUUCAUACUGAGGUAAAGCCAUUUCGAUGUGAGGUCUGUGGCCGAAUUUUUGACCGUAGUUCUCAUCUUCGGAAUCAUGUAAAGACUCAUGUUAACAAAGAAUCAUUCCAGUGUGAUAUCUGCAACAAGACGUUUGCCUGCAGUUCUUGGUUGCAGAGGCAUAUGAGGAGUCAUACAGGAGAGAAACCAUUCCAGUGUGAGAUUUGUGGUAAAAAAUUUUCAAACAGCUCCCAUCUACAGCGUCACAUCAGAAUUCAUACAGGUGAGAGACCAUUCCAAUGUGAGAUUUGCAGCAAAAAUUUCUCAGACACUUCACACUUACAGAGGCAUAUGAAGACACAUACUGACGUGAAGCCUUUCCAAUGUGAGUUCUGUGGCAAACACUUUGCUGCCUCUGCCACUCUGAACAUUCAUGUCAAAAGACACAUUGGGGGAAAACCAUUUCAGUGCAACAUUUGUGGCAAACAUUUUGGACGUAACUUCCAUUUGAAACGACACAAAGCUAUUCACACAGACAAAAUUUCCACAAACUGCGAAAUAUGUGGGAAACACUUCUUGUAUAGUUCCAAUCUUCAGGAACACAUGAGGACUCACUUUAGUGAAAAACCUUUUCCAUAUGAAACAUGGUAAAACUCCCACAAAAUCUCCCUCUUGACCAGUAUAAAAUUGACCAUAACAUAUAUUCCAACAAUGAGAGUCAUUGUAAGAAUGUGUGUGUUUUUUUUUUAUUUACUUUAGUGAGGGAGAAAUCUUCAAGUUCUGACAAAAAGAACUCCAACCCUCAUAACAGAAAUAAAGCAAAAUAAAUUAGCUUCAGCUCCACUUGGAACUAGAGUUUCAGUGUUUCAUCUGCCCUCUGUAUCUGUAAAUAUAUAUAAAGACAUCCUAUUUGUAACGAGCCUGUCUUUAACUAAGGAUUUAUGAAGAUUCUGACCUAAUAACAGACACAAAAAGUUAUUAUAUAGUUUUGUAUGUGAUAUUCUUGCUUUUGAUCAACUUCCUGUAUGUGUUUGUCAGGCAGGAGGCACACAAGACUAUCAUCAAGGUUGGGAUAGGACUUAGCAUGACAAUCACACAAGAGCUCUCUUAAUAUUUGAAUUUUUUUAAUUCAUAAAUCUGAGAUCAGAGGCACUAACUUGUAAAAUAAAUAAAUAAAUAAAUUAUAUACAAUAAAGUGAAAUGAAGUAAAGAGUAUCAACACUUCUGGCUGUAAAACUGAAAUUCUUAAUGUAAACUAAGACUGGAAAUUGUAUUUUAUCUGUUGCAAAUCUUGAAUAACCUCAUAUUAAAAGUUCACACCUUUCUAGGUUUGCCAUGUCA
This is a messenger RNA of Octopus sinensis (East Asian common octopus), 1901 nucleotides long. Its product is annotated as gastrula zinc finger protein XlCGF7.1-like. The record is from RefSeq and is a predicted model, not a curated record. Lineage: Eukaryota; Metazoa; Mollusca; Cephalopoda; Octopoda; Octopodidae. The coding region runs from base 492 to 1211 and encodes 239 amino acids. Gene Ontology annotation, biological process: regulation of transcription by RNA polymerase II. Gene Ontology annotation, molecular function: RNA polymerase II cis-regulatory region sequence-specific DNA binding; DNA-binding transcription factor activity, RNA polymerase II-specific. Gene Ontology annotation, cellular component: nucleus. The transcript has 3 exons.